Molecule: messenger RNA, 1265 nt
Organism: Lindgomyces ingoldianus
Lineage: Eukaryota; Fungi; Ascomycota; Dothideomycetes; Pleosporales; Lindgomycetaceae
Exons: 4
Coding region: 60-1154 (364 amino acids)
Source: RefSeq, a predicted model, not a curated record
CACCACUCGGCGUAUCUAUCAUCUCGCACUUACACGCCUAUCUUUGAUUUUUUUUCAAAAUGAGAUAUAUCCGUUUCCUCAAACUACCCCGAAUUGUAGAUGGAAAAAAUCCAGCAAAGGCCCACAUAUUUUGUCUUAUUUCCAUUACUUCAGAUCUGGGAGACUCGUUCCUACCGUAUGAUGUGCAGCUAUUCACUGAACUCUGCUCAGAAAAAGGUGACGGGAAAUUCUUCAUUCAAAAGACUGUCCAAUGGACUGCUGUGAUGCGGAGUCUACCUAUCCGUAUUCCCCUUGGCGGAUCGCAAGUGGUCUGGCCUGCUGUAAUCCGCGUAGGAAUAGAGCCUUCCUUGUCUUCAGAUGAUUUUAUGAAACUGUGCGACAAAGGCUCUCGCGGCGUAGUCUCCGCCUGGAGUGCGCCAAUAUCUCCUUCCGGUGGCACUAGAGAUGCUGCAAAACUUGUCGAGAGACGGUUUGCUCUCUCUGCUCAAAAUAAAAUGUUUAUUUUGGAAGAGACAGGCGAAAGCAUUGCUCGUCAUUUGUGGGAUGCUGGUAUAGCACUGUCCUGUUAUUUAGGUGGACUUAUCGACACUCCGAAGGAAACCCCUUUGGCAAAGAUCUUCCAAUCGCCAAAAGACAAAAGACGACUUCAAAUCCUUGAGCUUGGUACAGGCUGUGGAAUGGUUGGAAUAUCCCUUGCUCAAAUCAUCGAGCGAGCCGAUAUUAUCACAAGUGACCUUCCCGAAGCCGAGGAGAUAUUCAAACUGAAUAUGAGUAAAGCUAUCCUAGGAACAGGCUCUACAAUGAAGUUUCGAACGAUAGACUGGGAAGAAAGUUUGCCAGAUCUGCGUAUUGGCUCUCCUAGCUGUGCGCACUGUACUCAGUUUGAUGUAAUUGUCGCAGCUGACUGCACCUAUAAUCCGGAUAGCAGUCCGGCAUUAGUUAAGACAAUAUCCCGACUCACCGAAUGCUCUCCAGCUGCAGCCGUCAUCCUUGCGAUGAAGGUGCGGCAUUCGAGCGAGAGCAUCAUCUUUGAUCUCAUGCUUGAGGCUGGAUUUAUUAUCGAAACCACCAGUUGCCUACCGCUGCCUGGUGACGAUGAACUGGGCGAGGAGAACGUGGAAGUCUUCAUCUUUCGCCGCAAUAGUAAAAGUUAGCUGCCAAAAGUAGGUUCCAGCCAAACGCUGCUAUAGCCGAUAAGCAAGCAGUCGUCCGGCUAGUUUGGUGUGAUCAGGUGCGAGAGAGGCCAUGCCUUGUCUGAUGUUCGG